Molecule: messenger RNA, 912 nt
Organism: Aspergillus oryzae RIB40
Lineage: Eukaryota; Fungi; Ascomycota; Eurotiomycetes; Eurotiales; Aspergillaceae
Product: fungal specific transcription factor domain-containing protein
Exons: 1
Coding region: 1-912 (303 amino acids)
Source: RefSeq, a predicted model, not a curated record
AUGCCUGACGAGGACGACUCUGCUUUACGGCAUUUGCUGCAGACGCGCGGAAUGGAAGAUGUGCAGUCGGUGUUGAAACGAUCCGAGAGCGAUAAUAAAAAAGUCCCGGACCGUAAGGGUAAUCAAAACCAAACACCUGAUAGUGAAGGCGAACAUCCCUUCAUUCAGGACUUGAACCCUGACCUUAUAGAUCCGAAUCUAUUCUUGAUGUCGUUCCCAGAAGCUAUCAAAGACAUCCCACAGGGUCCAACUCAACCCGAGGUCGCCCCUACUCUACCAGCAGCGUCAGACGAUUCACUGUUCCAAGACUGUAGUGACGACACCUUUGUUGAGAUUAACACAGAAUCCCCAACCGGGGCACAAUGCAGGGUUAACGACUCUCCAUCACGGACCAAAGGUUCCAGUAAUGAGAAUGGGGCCCGAGAAAGUAUAGCACAUCCGCGACCAGAUACGACGCGACUGCCGCUGUCCAUCCAACAGUUACUGAGCAAUGAGCCAAGAUGCCAGCAUGACACUUCAACCAAGGACGACAAUCCAAGUGAUAGUGAAGGUGUCGAGGAGCUAGUGACGCAAUUAUCUGACAGGAUGGGAAGCUUGCAGAUAGGGUCCGACGGCCAUGUUCGCUACUAUGGCCCAACGUCCCACUUUAAUCUGCUAAGAAUGCCUACUCCGGAUAAUCUGACUAUUCAUCGCACCGUUCGACAAGACGGACCAGAUGUGUUGGAUCGCUUGGGUGUCAAUAAAGAGAUUCCCGCAGGAUUUGAGGAGCAUCUGAUCAACCUCUAUUUCACUUGGCAUAACCCGUUGUUUCAAGUGGUCGAUAGGGAGAUGUAUGAGCCAGCAAGGCAACAGUGGCGCACGAAGAUGGAGGAGACGCCUUACUACUCUGAGGCACUGACAAACGCCAUGUAA